Molecule: messenger RNA, 1308 nt
Organism: Babesia sp. Xinjiang
Lineage: Eukaryota; Apicomplexa; Aconoidasida; Piroplasmida; Babesiidae
Gene: ryh1
Product: GTP-binding protein ryh1
Exons: 5
Coding region: 1-1308 (435 amino acids)
Molecular function (GO): GTPase activity; GTP binding
Source: RefSeq, a predicted model, not a curated record
AUGGCAGCUGACUCCAGCAACAAUAUGGGCAGUGGCGGUGGGAGUGUGAGCAGUCAGAGGAUCAAGAUUGUUCUUCUUGGCGAGCAGAACACUGGCAAGACGUCUAUUGUAACUCGUUUUGUCUACGAUCACUUCGUACCCGCAUACGCCGCCACUAUCGGUAUCGACUUUCUUUCCAAGGUCGUUACAGUCACCGGAAAGACAAUGCGCCUGCAAUUGUGGGACACUGCUGGUCAAGAGCGAUUCCGUACGCUGAUGCCUAGCUACAUUCGCGACUCCAGCGCUGCUAUAGUGGUCUACGACAUCACAAGUCGUGAGUCAUUUGAAAAAAUCAAGGACUGGAUAAAGGACAUCAAGGAUUUACGCGGAGACAAAGCCAUCAUUAUGAUCGUUGGCAACAAAACAGAUCUGCUCGACAAGAGAAAAGUGUCAUACGACGAGGGUGAACAGGAGGCCAAGAAGCUCGAGUGCCUGUUUUGCGAGACUAGCGCCAAGAAUGGCGACAACAUUAACGACCUGUUCAACACGGUAUCUACCGAGCUUCUAAAGAAUCUGGAGCCUGUGCCCGUAAAUGACAAACUUGUCGACAUCGAUUUGAAGUCAAACAACGUGGAGGCUCCCAACAACUGUUCCGACCGCGGUAUUGAAACCAAGAAGGUCGCCCGGUCCUUCGCUACCCAUUCCUCUCACAGCGAUGUUGCCUCGUUUUUCGACAGCAGUUCCACUGCACUCUAUGAGACGUUUUCUCAAGGAAGCUAUGCAUCGCCCGGUGAAUGUCUUAUGGCAUCGGCUGCGUAUCUCCUACCUCUGAUGGAUGCGGUCGAGAACUUCGGAGAGGUUGUGAAACCGCACGUCCCUGAGUUAGCACAAGAGAUUCUGCACCAAAUUCACCAGAUAUCACAAUUCUACAGUUCGGUGCCAUUCCUGUCGUACACGAUGUCUACGUUAAUUUAUUCUGGUUUGGUGAAAAAAAACCAGUUUGAAUUUUCAUAUUUCUUGCGUUUUCACUUUCUCCAGUCGAUGAUCCUGUCGUCCUUUCAGAACACCUUGGCGAUGUUUUACUUCAAGGUACUGCCGCUGGAUGUCUCGUCUCAAGAGUUUAUGUCCAUGGUGUCAUUGAUGUCAGCUGUGCUAGCAUCUUUUGGGGCAGUGUUCUAUUGCGUUGCUCAUUCGCUAUUUGGCCGUUUUGCUUCACUCCCUGUUAUUUCCGAUGCCGUGCAGCUGCACAUAGGUGAGAUCCCACCAGAGUUAGUGUUGACAAGGUGUAACCAAGAGGACUCGGAAGUAGUGGAUAAGGCCACUAGAUAA